AUGAGCAAAUUCUUAGUACUUGCCACCCUAUUAGCUUUAACUGGAUUCUCUCAUGCAACGGUCACAUGCGGUUAAGGUGCUAUCAUAGAUCCAGGAGAUAAUACUAAAUGCUUUUGCCCUUAAGGUUUCUAUGGUGAUCCACUUAAAUAUUGCUAAUCUUGUCCUGGUAAUUCUUUCUCCCAUUUUACUGUAAAUAGUAUCAAUGUUUAAGAUUGCAAUAUAUGUAAAGAUGGUUAUUAUGUCUAAGAAGCUGCUACUGAUAAAACUGCUGCUAUUUGUACUAAAUGUAGUGGAUUUACAACCCCUAAAGAAUAAACACCAACUUCUAGCUCUAAUGAAAGUGUCUGUAAUGCUUGCAUGGAUGGAUAUUAUUACUUAGCUGGUCCUAUUAAUAAUUCUUUAGUCCCCACUUGCGUCCAAUGCCCUCCAUAUUCUGGUGUACAAGGAAUUCUUUAGUCUACCCCUGGUUUUUGUACUUGCUAUGACUCUGGUGCAAAUGCCUUAAGUAGUACUGUUACUUCUUGUACAUGCAAAUCUGGUUAAGGAACUCCCAUUCAAACUCCAGGAUCAACUUCAACCUGUAUUCCUACUACCACUUCUAAUUCUUCUUCUACUGCUUCAAAUGCUUCUAAUGGUUCAAAUGCUUAAACUGCUUCAAAUGCUGUAAUUCUUAGUACUUUUACUGCUUUAUUAUCAUUCGUUUUCAUUAUUUGA
Molecule: messenger RNA, 714 nt
Organism: Tetrahymena thermophila SB210
Lineage: Eukaryota; Ciliophora; Oligohymenophorea; Hymenostomatida; Tetrahymenidae
Product: immobilization antigen
Exons: 1
Source: RefSeq, a predicted model, not a curated record